AUGGCAGCCAAUACCCUCCUCCUCCUCAGCUUCCUCACCCUCUCCUCAGCCCACUUCAUCCUCCACUGGCCACCGACCGCCGGCUUCAUCGACGACUCCGAACCCACCUUACCAUGCGGUGGAGCAGUCGUAACGGUAAACAGCAGCAGCCCAGAAAUCCAAAUCAACCAAUUCGCCAUCCAAGUCCAGAACACCCAUCCCCAGGGCCAAUGGCAGAUCCGGGCGACCACGGACACCCAAGAGCCGUAUAACUUCACCACCAUCGUACCUAUCGUCAACACGACAGGUAUAGGCGACUUCUGCCUAAACUUCAUGAGCGCUCCUGCGGGGUUUGCUGGGAAGGGGGGUGUGAUACAGGUGAUUGAUAAUUCCGCGGAUGGGUUUCUGUAUCAGUGCGCACCCGUCAACUUCAUCAUAGGAUCCAAUACUACUCUCGGCCCUACCUGCUCAAACGCAACAGGCUUCAGUGCCGUCUUCACCAACCAGCAGAGUUUCCAGGAUGCUGCCGAUCCUUCUGCUAGUGCUAGUAUGCCUGCGAGUUCCGGGACCAUGACCAGUAUGCCCGGUAUGACAUCGGCUACAGCUUCGAGCGCACCUUCUGGCGCGGCGAGUGCAGCUGCUUCCAGCUCUUCUGCGGCAGGAGCGAUGGUGACGGGCGUGAGCGAGGUACUUGGUGGGCUGGGGUUGUUGAUGGCUGGUCUGGUCUUGUAG
Recurvomyces mirabilis is the source of this 711-nucleotide messenger RNA. RefSeq lists its product as uncharacterized. Lineage: Eukaryota; Fungi; Ascomycota; Dothideomycetes; Mycosphaerellales; Teratosphaeriaceae. The record is from RefSeq and is a predicted model, not a curated record. The transcript is spliced from 2 exons. Bases 1 to 711 code for a protein of 236 amino acids.